CACAAGCGAAGCGUCAAGGCAGAGUAAAUAUUCGCUGGAACAUUGCAGGAGAGCGGAGAGUCUUCUCGUUGCCAUGAAGAUCCUGCCCACUGACUCAUUGACUUCACUCAAGCUCUGGUAUUUCCCUACAAGAGGUCGUGCAGAGUCUGUACGUUUGAUGCUGACGGACCAGGGUAAACAGUGGGAAGAGGUCACUGUAACCGGACAGACGUGGGGCACUCUAAAGAAGAGCUGUCUUUUUGGCCAGCUGCCUAAACUGGAAGAUGGAGACUUGACUCUUUUCCAAACCAAUGCAAUUCGACGCUAUUUGGCACGCAGACUUGGGGUUUAUGGGCAAAAUGAAAAAGAAACCGCUUUGAUUGACAUGAUGGAUGAAUCGCUGACAGAUCUUCAGGCUAAAUACAUGAAGCUCAUCUACCAAGAAUAUGAGUCUGGAAAAGACAAAUAUCUGCAGGAACUGCCUCAAAAUCUUGCCCGAUAUGAAAACAUUCUGAGCUGCAACAAAGGAGGAUUUCUGGUUGGCUCACAGAUCUCUUUGGCAGACUAUAUUUUGUUGUUGCUGCUCUUAAAUCAUCAGGUUCUCUCUCCAUCCUGUCUGGACUUGUUUCCCAUCCUGAAGAGUUAUCUGGACAGACUGUGUUCUAGACCUAACCUGAAGGCCUACCUCCAGAGUGAUGCCUUCAAGAACAGACCCAUCAAUGCCAAUGGAAAACAGUGAAUACAUUCAUUUGAAUUGUCAGUACAUCUGAAAAUUCACUUGCUAAUUGAAAUGUGUCAAGUUACAAUUUUCUAAAAAUCAUUUUCUAGUUAUCGGUCUUAUUUAAUCUGAAUGAUCAUUUGUCUUUCAUAUGUGAUAUAGGUAAUAUAUAAUUACCUCGAUUAUAUAUAAUAAUCGAACAAUAGCAACAACAUAGUUGAUUAUUUUAAUAUCAUGUGUUCCAGUUCAGUUUGUAACAGCCAUGAUUCAGCUCAUGAAAUCCUAAAUAUAAUUAAAAAAAUAAGAAUAAUACAAAAAUAUAUUUACAUCCAUUUACUGAAGGUUUUUUGCAUGUUUUAAUGAAAUGCUUUUAUUAAAUUCAUCUCUGUUUCAUAUAUUUGUUGAUAAAAUGUUUAUAAAAUUAUGUAAUAAAAAUGUAAUAAUAAAUCUAAUCUGUUUAAUUUGUUAACAAAUCAUUCAGUUUUUGUGACUCGGAUGAUCCAACUCAAAGGAACAAUUAGUUCAUGAAACAUCGCUAUUACACUAACCAAAACUUGUAAUUGAGACACACACACACACACACACACAAUAAGAAAUAAAGUUAAUAAAUAAAGAAAUUG
Xyrauchen texanus (razorback sucker) is the source of this 1317-nucleotide messenger RNA. Its product is annotated as glutathione S-transferase P-like. Bases 74 to 718 code for a protein of 214 amino acids. Gene Ontology annotation, cellular component: cytosol. Gene Ontology annotation, biological process: glutathione metabolic process. The transcript has 7 exons. Gene Ontology annotation, molecular function: glutathione transferase activity. Lineage: Eukaryota; Metazoa; Chordata; Actinopteri; Cypriniformes; Catostomidae. The record is from RefSeq and is a predicted model, not a curated record.